Phyllotreta striolata is the source of this 3810-nucleotide messenger RNA. Lineage: Eukaryota; Metazoa; Arthropoda; Insecta; Coleoptera; Chrysomelidae. The record is from the annotation of a GenBank genome assembly.
CGUUUAUAUAAUAAAUAGGUAUUUUUUCUACUUUAAGUUGGUACUAAAUAAAAUAAUGGCGGUGAAAGCUGAAAGGAGUGAGAGUGAGCAAAAAAUAAAAACACGUCUGUAAAAACUGCUUGUCAAUUACAAAAUAAAUGUGAAGCUACUUUACGCAAAAACAUUCGAUAUUGUGCUUAAAUCGCGUGAAACCGAUGGUGGAAAAAUGCUCCGAAUACAGCGCGCCAGUAAUUCUUCUUUGUCGUAAUUUUUAGAGUUUAUGACCUCUAUUCUGGUUAUUAAAAGUAUGGCUGAAUUAGGCGAUUCGAAGGUUUUCCUUGGCGAUCCGGCCUAUAACGCUCCAAUGCCGACCGAAGAAUCGAUUCCGGAGAACCUGCUACCGGAACCCGUCAAUAACGAUACCGAAUCCGAAAACCUCACUGCUUCUCAGGAACUGAUGAUCGACCAAUUACUCUCCGAAUCGAGCCAUAACAUUGACGGUGAGAUCGAAAAUCAGAAGGAAAUUUCCAACAUCGACAGCGAUUGUCCCAAAGACGAAUUCGCCAGCCCCGUGGAGGAACAGAACGUCGAGAGCCCUACCACCAGAGAAAGCUUUACAUUCAAAUGCAUAUUCUGCGAUCGAGUGCUAAACGCAGCCGACAAUCCCAAGUUGUUAGAAUGCCUCCACAAUUCCUGCUCCAGUUGCAUCGAAAGUAGACUGUACGAAUCCAACGAUUGCACACCAGCUACCAUCGAAUGCCCUAUAUGCAGUAUGGUGUGCAGCCCGCACAACAUCAUCGAGAACCAAUUCCUGCUGGAACUGGCCGGCAACGGCGACGAUUCGACCAAAAACACCGACAUGAAAUGCAGCAAUUGCAGCGACGACGCGACCGCGACCAGUUACUGCGCCGAUUGCACGGAAUUCAUCUGCGACAAUUGCGUGCAGGCGCACCAACGCCUCAAGAUCACCAAAGACCACACGAUCAAGACCAAAGAGGACGGCCUGAUCGAAUUGAAUUCGGCGUCGAGCGGGUCGCCGUCGAAUCUCUUCUGCAUGAACCAUCCGCACGAGAAGCUGUCGUUGUUUUGCGAGACGUGCGACAAGCUGACGUGCAGGGAUUGCCAGUUGAUCGAGCACAGGGAACACAAAUACAAAUUCACCAACGAGAUCGCCUCGGAGGCCAAGAAAUUCAUCGCCGAGAUGCUCAAAGACGUGGGAUACAAGCGAUCGUUGCUCUCUAGCGCUAUGAAGGUGAUCGAUGAUCGACAAAAUAUGAUUACCGAUAAGAAAGGUGCACUGGUUAAUGAAAUUACUCAGUUAGUUGUUAAAUUAACCAAUACUAUUAAUGUUCGUGGGAAACAACUCAUAGCCAAGUUAUCGGAAGUGUGCGAUUCCAAGCAGAAAACUCUGCAAGAGAAAAAGGUUGCGUUGGAACAGCUGUCGAAAAUGACGGAUCAUUGUAUACAAUUCACCCAACACGCUCUAGAUAACGGUAGCGAUAUGGCGUUAUUAUACAGUAAGAAACAGAUGACGGAACAUUUGAAACGGAUAAAAUGCAAACGAGCCGAUAUACCCAACCCCGAAAUACCGGUUAGAAUACAUUUAGCUUUAGACAAAGUACCGGACUUGAUUAAAGUAAUGUCGACAAUCGGGCAAAUCGUCGUAGACGGAAGAGUGUACCCUUCGCAGCCGUCCUCUCCAGCUUCGACGAUUCCACCGCAGGCUUCGACGAGCCCGGGCCAGGUGCGCCCGCCGCAACAACAGUCCCCGAUCGGCCCCCCGCACCAGCUGCCGUCGCCCUCCAACCACCAACAGCACUCGAGGAUGCUCGGCCCGCCGCCGUACUCCCAAUACCCGGGCACCUCGCCCUAUUCGGCCGGCAUGGGCGCGCAAAGCAUGAGCCCCAUGGGGCACCAGAACAUGACGCCGAGCAUGGGGCAAAACUUGCAGGCUUUGGCGGCGCAGAGCCGGAUCCAGGCGAUGGGACCGCCCGGAAUGGGUAACAUUCCGCAAACGAUGGCGAACAGUUUGCAGCAAUUGAACAUGAACAGGAUGCAAAGGCCGCAAACUUUGCAGAGGGCUCUCAUGCCGCGGCUACCGAUGGGUAUUAAUCAGCAGCAACAGCAGGUUUCGUCUUCUACACACCCUCAAGGUAUUAUGGCGGAUCGUAACAAUUUACGCCAUCUUUUACAACCUAAUAAAUCUAAUUGUUCUAAUAAUGGUUACAAUAAUCAUGUGUAUAUUCAAACAGGACCGGGACAAUAUCAGGCCAUCCAGCCGCACUUGGCGCAACAAUUUCAAAACCGAUUUCCAGGGCAACAGCCAAUUAGGUUUCAACAAACGAAUCAAGUAAGAAUGCUCGUACCGUCGCACCAGAGACUCUCUUUGCAACAACAACAACAACAACAACAGCAACAACAACAACCUCAGCAACACCAACAUUUACCGCAAUACCAAGGCAAUAGCGGCGGAUUGGCUAAAUGGCAUACGCCCCAGCAGAGCACCUCAGGACACAACAUGAAUUUGAACCGUAACAUGACCCUUCCGACCAUCAACGACAACUUCAAGAUAACCCUCAGACAACAAACGCCCAACGAUCUGAAUAAAAACCACGCGGGCGCCGUCACCUCGACCAUACCCAAAACGCCGAGUCCCAAUCACGUGCAAGGUAAAUCCGAUACGGAACGGAGCCUGGACAAAUUCUGCGAGGAUUCGGUCAAGGAUUUGAUGGCGACCAUCGCCAAGUUGGACUCGAACGGCGUGCAAGUGCUGGCGGAAGGCAGACAAAAGGGGGGAUCGCCGCACGUGGACAGUUCGACGGGCGAUACGAGCGUAAGUACGAAAAUCAAAUCGGAACUGUCCGAAACCAGUAAAGACGAUCCCAACGAGGAUUGGUGCGCCGUUUGUAUGGAUGGCGGGGAGUUGGUUUGUUGCGAUAAAUGCCCCAAGGUGUUCCAUCAAUAUUGCCAUAUACCUAAUUUGACUGUCGAGGAAAACGACACGUGGCAGUGCCUGUUGUGUAUGAAUUUCUCGGAUAUACCUGAAAAUGUUUUGACGGAACGAAAGGAUGGGGAAUUGAGUGCCAAGGAAAGGAAGAUAGCCGAAAGACUGGUGUUAGAAUUGUAUUGCCAAUACGAUCCCAGUUUACCGUUUAGAGAACUUAUAGGACCAGAGAACGAAGAUUACCACUCUAUUAUUAAAAGGCCGAUAGCUUUAGAUUCGAUAAGGCAAAAGUUAAACUGGAACGCGAACAUUCACUAUAGGAAUAUCGAAGAGCUCAUUCGAGACGUUAGAUUGAUGUUUAAAAACGCCUAUUUGUAUAAUCCUGUCGAUUCGCAAAUUUACAUUGAUGCGAAAACGUUGGAGAAAUUUUUCGACGAGCAAUUGGAAAAGUUUUUGCCGGAAUACGCUUAUGAGAUGUUUGAUGAUGAUGAUGAUGUUCAACCUCCGAAUAAGAGAUUUCGAAGGAUAAUAUCCGACUGACAAAUUGUUCAUGGGGCGAAUAAUACUGUGUAUUUCUCCCUGUAACAAAGGUAAAUUAUAUUUUUGAAUAUACAAAAUUUAUCCAUUGAUUGUAUAUUUUGUAAAGGUUAAGUUUUGUAUAUUGUUUUUGGAUUUAAUGUAUACUUGUAGCCUAUAGGAAUACCAAAUUUUCUCGUUUUUUUUUUUGAAAGUUAAAAACUUAGGUUUAUUUAUUAUAAUACUGUUAGUUUGUUAUAUCAUGUUUUAAUGAUAUAUUAGACCAUUUUUUAGAAUAACAAAUAUAUCCCAUUAUAUUCUUAUUCAUAUUUAUAUACAAAAUAUAAACUCGCAAUAGUGCAUAUCUUCAU